Messenger RNA from Dermacentor albipictus, 3667 nucleotides. Its product is annotated as lopap-like. The record is from RefSeq and is a predicted model, not a curated record. Gene Ontology annotation, molecular function: pigment binding. Gene Ontology annotation, cellular component: cytoplasm. NCBI's taxonomy places the organism in Eukaryota, Metazoa, Arthropoda, Arachnida, Ixodida, Ixodidae. Gene Ontology annotation, biological process: lipid metabolic process; response to reactive oxygen species.
AGGUAAGCAACCCGGCCGACGCACCUCCUUUCCUUUGACGAAAACGAUCCUGGAAAUUUACCACCACCGGCUGCCUCGUAUUAAGUGCCCCUACACAUACGGCGACUCCAGAUUCCUGCGGCUCUGAAAGGGCUUCUUAUCACGCAUCGCCGCCCGUUCUUGCGGUAUAUUUGCAGGCGGGCUGGAAACCAAAGGCAGGCGGUCCCUGCGGCCGAGAAUGGCUCACCGAAAUUGAAGCUCAUUCGGUGGACACGUUCCUCUCCGGUGACGCGGCGUGCCCGUUAGCGUUGGCGCGGAGGUGAAACGCGUCAUUCCCGAGGAAGGCCCGGCGCCUCGCCAGGUGCCGUCGUCCUCUACGUGAUCUCAUGAAAAAUGGAGGCGCACGGACUGUUGCCUGCGCACCGGGACGAAGCGCGCGCACAAUGCACGAGCCCGGGAGCAUCGGGACGCGCCCGAUAACCGCCUCCAGCGGAGCGCUGCGACCAGCGCGCCUAGCACGGAUGCGAGAGUUGAUCCGCGACGGUUGAGCCCUACAGACCUGGCCUUGCGUUACGCGGUUCUUGCAUCUGCCUCGGCGAGGAACACACGCGGCUGCGCCGGCAUCCAGAAUCGUCGAGUGUCCCCAUACCGAGAGGGUGGGCGCUGUUUCUCAAUGGCGCGACCUCGUGGCGGAGCCGUGUUGUGGCUGGCGGUGCUCCUGGAAGCGACGGCUGUCCGUGCCAUGGUCAUGCCGGGACUUUGCCCGACGCUAAAGGAGAAGGACGAGUUUGACCUUCACAGGUUUAUGGGCACAUGGUUCGAAGUUCUCAGGACGCCGUUCAUCAUCGAAUACAUGGUUAAAUGUGUGAGAUUUCAUUGCUUGGACAAAGGCGAAGAAAACAGCGUGGGUCUCAAAGUGCUCGGCGAGAGGACGCCUGUUGCCGCAGUAUUUACCAGCGGUGACAGAGGGGACAGCCUGUCCAUUGAUGGAGAAAUACUUACGAGAGACGCCAACAGCCCAUACGGAAUAAGGCUGAAAGGAGCCUCCUUCCAGUAUGCUUCUCCCAUGAUAGUCUUGGACACAGACUACGACAGUUACGCCGUACUGUGGGCAUGCGAGAACAACAUCAUCAGCGGCAUUGUUCGCAGAGAAAAUAUUUGGGUUCUCUCAAGGGCACCGACGUUAAAUACAACGAUGCAAAACUUGAUUAUGGACCACUUGAAGAAGCAGACCUACAGUACCUACUUUCUCAUGCCGACAGAACAAAAGACAUGCAAGGGCCAUCCUGUACAAAAAGAUGCUGCUGCAAAAGGCUCAAGCGGAGAAUAAAACACGGUUCUUAUAAAAGUUACAGGUGGAUAUUAUUCAAGCUCAUGCACUUCCUCAAACGUGUGCAUAAAACUCAGUUAUGAAGAACACUUAAAUGAACAGGGGACUUUGAAGUAAUGUUAGGCGUCCUGCGCUCAAGGCACAUUUGGUGGACAUAUUUGGCGUAUGAGCACAAAACCGGACAACCACAAAGAACACAAAAUAGUGCAUGCACAGACACGCCACACACGAAAGCGCAAAGCGUAUGACGUACGCGUCCAACACAUCGUACAUACAAGUGACACAAAACGGAUGAACUUUAUUUUUCAGUGUGAGCUUAAUGAACAGAUGAGAACUUAGGAGCUACACAUCACAAAUACAUCAGAGUCGAUGGCUGCGCCCGGAAAACGCAAGGAAGUGCAAGGACAAACAAUAAAAGCAGAAAUUGACUAGCACACCAUACCUAUAGACACGAACCUCACGGUAAGGUUCCGUCAUAUUUAACGUUACUGAUUUGCUACACAUCAGUCAGAGAAGUGGAGUCAUGUUAUGUAAGUAUUUACAUUUCAACAAAGUGGCCAUGCUCACUGAUGACGAAGAAAAUAAGCGAAGAACACAUGAUUUAAUUAAAGUAAGGACUGAGCCCUGACUAGUGCUGCCUCGGAGGUGAACGGAAAUUGAGCGCGCUCGUAGAAUGGCUUCGAGGAACUCUGGGUUCGAGUUGUGGCGUGUUUAUUCAAAUUCAUUUCAAAUAUACUUUCUUGUUUAAUAACUAAGCCAUGCUUAUGCUGACAAAAGUGACAAAAGGAAAACAAAUAGAUCCUCUAAAACAUUUAAUCGCACUUUCGUGCGUAGAAUGCUUACGUAGGUAGGACAAUGACUGAAGGUAGGCUAGAACUCAAGAAAAUGUCAUCUUAUGAUUAAGCCUUGGAUGAAAAAAAAUGUGUGGCAGAAGUUCGCCUGUAAACAGCAGCCUAUGCGUUAUGAGGGGCUGGAAUUCAGUGUGAAGCUUAUCUGGAACCCGCUGAAUUUGGUCCUGAAGAAUACCGCAGGAAAGAGGUAGAGAAAACAUCUUUGUUUUGAUUUCCUCUUUGCCAAUAGCUAUCGGCAUAAGGGGGCAAUCAAGCUGUCUUAGCCUACCAGGUGUUCCUGCCGCUUGACCUAUUACAUAGUGCUCCUCACGCACGGAGGACAUUUGUGCGUUUCUGGCAUACAAAUUAUCAGUCGCACGCCCCCCCACUACUUAGCCCGCACGCACGCCCUUCAAUGGUCUCUGUUCGCCGGUGCUGGUUCUUAUUGCCAGAAAAAAAGAAUGUUUUUUUUCUUCUCUUUAUUUUAUUGAUCGGUAUAUAAUUAUGGCGGAAAGCGAGGAAAGGAACAUUCUUGUUGGACCUCGGUACACUGGUCAGUUUCUUUGGAUUUGUCUUUCCUAGUAUGCUGGCAGUGAAUUAAAAUGAACCUUGUCAGAACAUGCACCAGCGUUGCAUCAGCAAAUAUCUGAGAAAGACAGUACUCACGCGAAAUUUGUAGUCCAGAGCACGCUGACUGCAAAACCAUGAUCGAAGCAAAUAAAACAACUUGAUUUCAUUUGAUAUAAGCCGGUAUCGACUAAUUAUGUUUUAGGAACGUAGUGAAGAGUAACGCUUGCUUAAGCUACCUGGUCCCACACCCUGAAUAUGCAUCGAGGUUACUGUUCUUGCACUCGCUGGCCACAUUACCAGUUUGCUUUGUCACGCAAAGUAGGUAUUUUUGCGGUUGCUCACCAUCCCUCAAAAGAAAACGUACUGCAGACUCUGAGCCAACAUCACACACAUCGGAGUAGGACGGGUUCUAUUGCUCGAUUUGACGAAAGGAAGUUUCUGCAUUGUAACACAGCAAUGGCGCAGUGCACGCGCCUCUGAGUGUGUUUCAAAUAUGUUUUGUAGUAUUUAGGCUCAUUUUGCCCGUUCAAAUUUUUUUAAAUCCUAAAACGCGAGCACUCAGGAAGUUUUCGGUCACACAUUUUAUUGUAGAAUGCACCGGGAGGAAAUUUGAGUGAAAUUCAGCAAGGCUGACCCGGUAGUGCCGUAAAAAUUAAGACGAUGCUACGAACAAAUCAACGAGCCAGGUCAUGAUAGCAUAUAAAACUUCGUUUCGGUUAUUGUGAACAAAUUUGUUAUUGUAACCUUUAGCGUCUCUAUGCACCACUGUCCUUAUUAAAAUUAAGGUAUUCAAGAUUUCUUAGUUGCGUAAGCACUGAAUUUUCCGCUGACUAUGGAACUUACCAUGCGAUAUACAGAUUCACCCUUUGAUUCACAAAAAUACGUUUCAGGCCAGUUACAUGAACAUUCAAAGAUUUGUACGUGAACGAUUAAUCACACAUAGGGCCGCUUGUUAUUU